CCCCUCACGCCGCCGCUGUCCCGCAGUGCCCGCGUUCCUCAUCCCCUCACACCGCCGCUGUCCCGCAGUGCCCGCGUUCCUCAUCCCCUCACACCGCCGCCGUCCCGCAGUGCCCGCGGCCCUGCGCAGCCAUGGCGUACCGCGGGCAGGGCCAGAAGGUGCAGAAGGUGAUGGUGCAGCCCAUCAACCUGAUCUUCCGCUACCUGCAGAACAGAUCCCGGAUCCAGGUGUGGCUCUACGAGCAGGUGAACAUGAGGAUCGAGGGCUGCAUCAUCGGCUUUGAUGAGUACAUGAACCUGGUGCUGGACGAUGCUGAGGAGAUUCACUCCAAAACCAAGGCCAGGAAGCAGCUGGGUCGGAUCAUGCUGAAGGGGGACAACAUCACCCUCCUGCAGAGCGUCUCCAAUUAGGACCAGGCUGCUCCCGGCCCCAAAUGGGGAUUGGGAACUCUGGGAAUGCGGGAUGAGCCACGGGGGAAAUCCCUGAGCUCCUGGGGGAAUUGUGUUUUGUACCUGGGGGGUUUCUUUGGGGAAUAAAAUGGGUUUUUUUUUUUCACAAAA
Molecule: messenger RNA, 560 nt
Organism: Vidua macroura (Pin-tailed whydah)
Lineage: Eukaryota; Metazoa; Chordata; Aves; Passeriformes; Viduidae
Gene: SNRPE
Product: small nuclear ribonucleoprotein polypeptide E
Exons: 5
Coding region: 132-410 (92 amino acids)
Biological process (GO): spliceosomal snRNP assembly; mRNA splicing, via spliceosome
Cellular component (GO): U4 snRNP; U5 snRNP; U1 snRNP
Molecular function (GO): RNA binding
Source: RefSeq, a predicted model, not a curated record